AUGCAUUGCCAUCCUUCCACCAUGUCAACCGUUCUGACAGCUCUCUCCCGACACUCCGAAGAAAUUGAAUCCAUCUUGGUUGUCAUCAAUGGGUUUCUGGGUGCGCUCAGAACAAAGAGUCCCCUCGAUUUCGACAAGUACUGCGUGCGAGCGGGCGGGAUGUCCCUCUGGCCGCCGUCGCCGACUCUGCCUCGCUUCUGCACCAUCGGCGCCUUUGUGGAACAGGUGGUAAAGAUUCAGGACGAGAUUGACGAGCGUAUCUGGGAUCCGGAGGUGAAAGUGUAUCCCUCAGGCAGCCUGGCCGCUGUCUGGGCGCCUUUUCGAGCAAAGGUCAAUGGUGUUGUGCAUCAUGUCGGGGUCGAGCUUUUCAUACUUCACAAAGUUAACAGCACAUGGAAGGUGACGGGAGUGGCCGAUUCGUGUCGAGAACCGACAGAGGAGGAAAAGAUUUGGUUGCCAUGAAAGGGUGAUUGAAGAAGUGUGGCAUGGUUUAGGAUUCGAGAGCUUCGAUGACUUUGUGCAAGAUGGGACACGGCACGCUGAAGUGUGAAGAGCCGAGAGAAGUAUGGAGGGGGAGGUUCGCGGUAAUGGCUCUCUGGGAGAAUCGCUUCAUUUGCAAGGGUGUGUGCCAGCUCCCAUAUUGCCAUAAAUGUCCUUCCUAUAUACAUUAAUAUCAAGCACAAGUCGAAUGGAAUUGAACGCAUUGAAACUCUU
Aspergillus saccharolyticus JOP 1030-1 is the source of this 714-nucleotide messenger RNA. RefSeq lists its product as uncharacterized. The record is from RefSeq and is a predicted model, not a curated record. Bases 1 to 462 code for a protein of 153 amino acids. Lineage: Eukaryota; Fungi; Ascomycota; Eurotiomycetes; Eurotiales; Aspergillaceae. The transcript has a single exon.